AUGGGCUCGGCGUUGCGUCUGGGCUGGGCGCCGGUUGCUGCGGCUGCGGGAACUUCGUCGCGAGAUCUGGUCGAGACGUCCGUGAUGAGGCGGGCACGAGCUGUUGCGGCAGCCGCGCUGAUGCUGGCCGUCGUCCUCUGUGCGCUCCUCGCGCUCCCCGUCCGCGCGCUCAGCGCGAACCGGCACGGGUUCAUUCGCGUGACGGACGGCAAGUUCGUGAACGAGGACUGCGAGGAGUUCCGGUUCUCGGGCGCCAACCUGUGGGCGCUCACAGAGGCAUCCGCGGGCGUGCACUGGGCGCUGCCGAACGACGCGAGCUUCCUCGGCGACCGCGACUACCUGCGCUUCAUUCUCGACCGCGCCGUGGCGUCGCGCCUCACCGUUCUCAGGAUGUUUGCCCACGGCACGGAGGACGUCUUCCGUCUGCAGUGGAGCCCCGGGAACUACAACGAGCGCGCGUUCACCGCCCUGGACCGCAUCCUGCACGAGUGCCGCCAGCGCGGACUUAAAAUCAUCCUCAGCCUCGCGGACAACUGGAAGUUCUACGAGGGGAAGGCGCAGUACACGGCAUGGGCGAACGCGAACAGCGUCGACGACUUCUGGUCGGACGAGAAGGCGCGCGAGCUGUACCGCAACCACGUCCGGGCAAUGCUGCACCGCAGGAACAAGUUCAACGGCCUGCAGUACCGCCAGGACGACACCAUCUUCGCGUGGGAGCUGAUGAACGAGCCGCGUGCUCCCGCGCCGGGCGGCGCGGAGAAGCUGCAGCGCUGGCUGGACGACAUGGCUGCAUACGUGAGGCAGCUGGACGGGCAGCACAUGGUGACGUACGGCGGGGAGGGCUUCUACCGCGCCGGCACGGGGCGGGACGAGCCGCUGCCGGCGACCUGGGCGCUGAACACGGGGCAGGACUUUUUGCAGAACAUUCGCAACAUGGACUUCGCGGCGAUCCACGUCUGGCCUGACAACUGGAAGAUGCUGUGGCCGGGCUUCGUGCGGCGCUACAUUGCUUGGCACGCGGACGACGCGGCGGCGCUCGGGAAGCCCCUUGUGGUCGAAGAGUACGGCAAGAUGGAGUGGACGAACACGGACGAGGGCCGGCGCGCCGUGCGCGACCCGUACAUCGCCGCGGCGUACGAGCAGAUCGAGGAGUCGAUGGCGAUGGGCAAGGUGCACGGUUCGCUGUUCUGGGAGUGGGAGCCCGCGCAGCACGACGCGCCGGGGCCGUACUCGAUCGCGACCACGCACCGCAGCACGUGGAGCAUCAUCGCCGCCCACGCGGACCGCGUCGACGGCUUCAUGCGGGGCUCCAGGCGUGUGGCGACUUGCACGCCGGCCGCCACGCGCGCCGCCGAGCCGCACGUCAGCGACGAGUGGAUCGCGCAGAACGAAGCCUACCUGCUAUCCAAACGCCUCGACGACUCCACGCGGGACUCCGUGCGCACCAGCGCGGACCCAGGCCAGGCGCUGCUCGCAACCCUCGACGGCACGUGCCUCCUCCUCGACCUCUACCUCGGCAACAAGGACGCGGGGAUCCCCACGGCGGACCCCCUGGCGUUCCGGGCCGUCCCAGGGUCUGCAGGCGGGCAGGGCAGGUGCUGGACGUUCUGCUGCCCCGCGGUGCCGGAGGGCGACAUCGCGACGCCGGAGCAUCCGCCUGAGCUGGCGUAUGGGCAGCUCGACCGGGAUGACGGGCUUGACCCCGCCUGA
Molecule: messenger RNA, 1710 nt
Organism: Pedinophyceae sp. YPF-701
Lineage: Eukaryota; Viridiplantae; Chlorophyta; Pedinophyceae
Source: the annotation of a GenBank genome assembly